Molecule: messenger RNA, 2370 nt
Organism: Procambarus clarkii (red swamp crayfish)
Lineage: Eukaryota; Metazoa; Arthropoda; Malacostraca; Decapoda; Cambaridae
Source: RefSeq, a predicted model, not a curated record
AUGACACCAGUCUUACCUGCCCCCCUUCACCCCGGCCUCCUGCCGCCCUUCACCCCGGCCUCCUGCCACCCUUCACCCCGGCCUCCUGCCACCCUUCACCCCGGCCUCCUGACCCCCUUCACCCCGGCCACCUGCCCCCCUUCACCCUGGCCUCCUGCCCCCCUUCACCCCGGCCUCCUGCCGCCCUUCACCCCGGCCUCCUGCCACCCUUCACCCCGGCCUCCUGCCCCCCUUCACCCCGGCCUCCUGCCACCCUUCACCCCGGCCUCCUGCCGCCCUUCACCCCGGCCUCCUGCCACCCUUCACCCCGGCCUCCUGCCACCCUUCACCCCGGCCUCCUGCCACCCUUCACCCCGGCCUCCUGCCACCCUUCACCCCGGCCUCCUGCCCCCCUUCACCCCGGCCACCUGCCCCCCUUCACCCUGGCCUCCUGCCCCCCUUCACCCCGGCCUCCUGCCGCCCUUCACCCCGGCCUCCUGCCACCCUUCACCCGGCCUCCUGCCACCCUUCACCCCGGCCUCCUGCCACCCUUCACCCCGGCCUCCUGCCGCCCUUCACCCCGGCCUCCUGCCACCCUUCACCCCGGCCUCCUGCCACCCUUCACCCCGGCCUCCUGCCACCCUUCACCCCGGCCACCGGCCCCCCUUCACCCCGGCCUCCUGCCCCCUUCACCCCGGCCUCCUGCCGCCCUUCACCCCGGCCUCCUGCCACCCUUCACCCCGGCCUCCUGCCGCCCUUCACCCCGGCCUCCUGCCACCCUUCACCCCGGCCUCCUGCCACCCUUCACCCCGGCCUCCUGCCACCCUUCACCCCGGCCACCUGCCCCCCUUCACCCCGGCCUCCUGCCCCCCUUCACCCCGGCCUCCUGCCACCCUUCACCCCGGCCUCCUGCCCCCCUUCACCCCGGCCUCCUGCCACCCUUCACCCCGGCCUCCUGCCACCCUUCACCCCGGCCUCCUGCCUCCCUUCACCCUGGCCUCCUGCCCCCCUUCACCCCGGCCUCCUGCCACCCUUCACCCCGGCCUCCUGCCACCCUUCACCCAGCCUCCUGCCACCCUUCACCCCGGCCACCUGCCCCCCUUCACCCCGGCCUCCUGCCCCCCUUCACCCCGGCCUCCUGCCACCCUUCACCCCGGCCUCCUGCCACCCUUCACCCCGGCCUCCUGCCACCCUUCACCCCGGCCUCCUGCCACCCUUCACCCCGGCCUCCUGCCACCCUUCACCCCGGCCUCCUGCCACCCUUCACCCCGGCCUCCUGCCACCCUUCACCCCGGCCUCCUGCCACCCUUCACCCUGGCCUCCUGCCACCCUUCACCCCGGCCACCUGCCACCCUUCACCCCGGCCUCCUGCCGCCCUUCACCCUGGCCUCCUGCCGCCCUUCACCCCGGCCUCCUGCCCCCCUUCACCCCGGCCUCCUGCCACCCUUCACCCCGGCCUCCUGCCCCCCUUCACCCCGGCCUCCUGCCACCCUUCACCCCGGCCUCCUGCCACCCUUCACCCCGGCCUCCUGCCACCCUUCACCCCGGCCACCUGCCCCCCUUCACCCCGGCCACCUGCCACCCUUCACCCCGGCCUCCUGCCACCCUUCACCCCGGCCUCCUGCCACCCUUCACCCUGGCCUCCUGCCACCCUUCACCCUGGCCUCCUGCCACCCUUCACCCUGGCCUCCUGCCACCCUUCACCCUGGCCUCCUGCCACCCUUCAUCCCGGCCUCCUGCCACCCUUCACCCCGGCCACCUGCCACCCUUCACCCCGGCCUCCUGCCCCCCUUCACCCCGGCCUCCUGCCACCCUUCACCCUGGCCUCCUGCCACCCUUCACCCCGGCCUCCUGCCACCCUUCACCCUGGCCUCCUGCCCCCCUUCACCCCGGCCUCCUGCCCCCCUUCACCCCGGCCUCCUGCCCCCCUUCACCCCGGCCUCCUGCCCCCCUUCACCCCGGCCUCCUGCCCCCCUUCACCCCGGCCUCCUGCCACCCUUCACCCCGGCCACCUGCCACCCUUCACCCCGGCCUCCUGCCCCCCUUCACCCCGGCCUCCUGCCACCCUUCACCCUGGCCUCCUGCCCCCCUUCACCCCGGCCUCCUGCCCCCCUUCACCCCGGCCUCCUGCCACCCUUCACCCUGGCCUCCUGCCCCCCUUCACCCCGGCCUCCUGCCACCCUUCACCCUGGCCUCCUGUCCCCCUUCACCCCGGCCUCCUGCCCCCCUUCACCCCGGCCUCCUGCCACCCUUCACCCUGGCCUCCUGCCCCCCUUCACCCCGGCCUCCUGCCUGCCACUCACAGGAUGGGUUAGGGACGGGGGGGGGUUAGUUAAGGGGGAUCGAACACCCGUCACAAUCGCCCGCAGAAUUAUAAAAGUAAUUGAUUGA